AUAUAAUAAUUGCGAUUUAUGUUAUAUUUGCAAAUGCAAAGUAGUUAAUUAAUUGUAAAAUGAUAGUAUAGGGGCGAUUAGGCCCUAAAUUUGUGAUAACAACGGUGCUGUGAAUGCUGCGGUGAUACCGGCUGGGCAAUAAAUAUCGUUAGCCUCGCGGCGUACCCGGGAUUCGUGGCAGAUAUCAAACAUGUCUACAGACCGAUUAUUUUUUUUUCUACAAAAUUUCUCGUGUACCAAUAAACACGAAGUAAAACAGAGAAAAAAGCACCGUGGAAUAAAAUGUCACUGAUUCCGCAAUUCUGACAGAUUUUCUGAGAAUGGACUUGGCGGAAACUAUGAAAAAUAUAGUGGCUAAGGGUAUGCAGACAGAGAUGGGACCUCCUGGAGGUGGUUAUCCGGGGGGAGCGAACGGGGCUGGAUAUGUCACUGAGAAAAUGUACAUGCUGCUGCAGCUUUAUUUGCAAAACAAGGGUUGGAAUCCGAGCAUCGAGUUACUCCAAUGCUUUACCGAGCUUAAGGAGGCUUCCAUGUUACCAAGCACCACUUACCUUCAGAUGAUGGCGUCAAGAGUUGCCUUAGAUUCGCAAGGCAGACUGGUCCUACGAGAAAAUGGCAAGAUAAUAUUGCCAUACGAACAUUUUGCAAACGCAGUUAUGCUCAAGCACAUGAAUGGCCCACACGGUCUUCACCUUGGUAUGGAAGGUACCGUAAGAGCCGUUAUGGAGUCGUACACCAUUGGUCGAGAGUGUUUUGGCAUGGAGAAAGAGUUUAUCAUUGAAGUGGUACAGAAUUGUCCCAAUCCUGCGUGUCGUUAUUACAAAAAUCAGCUCGAGAUGAGUCAGAAAAUGAAUCACAUGGGUCCGACUUACAUUCAAGACAACGAAACAACAGCAUCUCUUUUACGCUCUAGCUUUCCCCACAACGCUGACUUUCAGACGACUAUGAGUGUUGCUCCAUCCAAUACCCACAUGACCAAUUCGGUAGUUGAUUUGGUUGGCUCGUCGGAAAUGCGAAGCGGAAACCAAAUGAAUCUCCAACGUCCUCCAAGUCGUCCAUCACUUAAUAUUCCUCACCGGCCUAGUUCUCAGGAAAAGAAAUGUGCCAGCAAACAGCACUACGAGCCGCUCAUACCCAGCAUUCCAAUAUCAGAUCAUAAAUUGACUGAUUUUCUGAGGGCAAAUUUGGACAAUCUUGAUGGACUUAGCGGGUUAGGUGCUUUGGGCAAUCUUCAAAGCUUGGGAAAUGCCAACAAAGAUCUGCUCGCGCUGCAUAACGGAGCUUGGUCCGUUGACAGCGACAAGGGCUCUCGAUCGUCUUCAUCGAACUCAGAAGGUGGACAAGAAAAGAUUGUAAGAGCAUUUGCGGAAGUGAUGAAGAACAUGGCGCGGAUGAAAGCUUGUGUUAGACCAGCGAUGUGUAAACCUUAUGGUAAACAGUCUGAGGCCUUACAAAAAACAUUGGUCGAUACAAUACAGCUUGUUCAGUCUCUGAGAAGUUUUCUGCCACCACCUCACAUCCCCGUUUCGAGCUGGAAAAAUGAAGAUAAGCAUCGAUUAGAUCAUUCUGGAAGUUCUUAUCUCCCCACAUUGAAGGCAGGUGGACUAGAGGAGAUGUGCGAGCAGCGUAAGUUGGAUUAGGCCGUAUUUAUUCGGUUCAAACAGUCUUUUCGGUGUUCUAGUCAGACGGAGUAUGAGUUAGGCCGUUAAAUCGAGUCUAAAACUGAUUGAUUUUCCCCCCAUGGAUUGCUCAAAGGUUGUUGGCAUUUAGAAGUUGACGUGGUAGGAGCCAAAACGAGU
Molecule: messenger RNA, 1799 nt
Organism: Neodiprion virginianus
Lineage: Eukaryota; Metazoa; Arthropoda; Insecta; Hymenoptera; Diprionidae
Exons: 8
Coding region: 321-1640 (439 amino acids)
Source: RefSeq, a predicted model, not a curated record